UGUGAUAGCAACUAAUUUUUCUUUGCCAACCUGAACAUUGUACUUUAUCAGCAAUGUUUAUACAGGACAACAUUUUGCCAUUAGGUAGUUUCAAUGAUAUCGGGUGUAAUCUGUUUGACCUUCAGGGAAGUAUAAAAAGCAGAGUAUUCUUCUUGACCAGCUGUUUGGGAAUCAGUUGAAUUUCUCAGUUUCUCGUGUUCUUUUGGUUUUGGGGGGUUGUCUGUGUGUUUGGGAUUUUAUUUUAUUUUAUUAUUUUAUUUGGAGAAAAUGGCAGCUUUAAAUGAAAAGAAGACCUGCAGCCAACGGAUGGAAAAUUUCAACCGUUUCGUCUGGAAUCCAGAUACAGGGCAGUUAAUGGGAAGGACCUUGAUUAAUUGGGUGUGGAUCAGUCUGUACUACGUUGCUUUCUACAUAGUGAUGACUGGGCUGUUUUCACUUGCCAUAUAUUCCUUAAUGAGGACAAUCAAUCCAUAUACACCGGACUAUCAAGAUCGAUUAAAAUCACCAGGGGUGACGUUACGACCGGAUGUCUAUGGUGAAGGAGGAUUAGAAAUUUAUUACAACAUCUCUGACAAAAACUCCUGGGAGAAAUAUGUCACAACUCUUCACAAAUUUCUUUCAGCAUAUAAUACAACUGCACAACAUGCCAACAUCAACUGCACAAGUGAGAAAUACUUCUUUCAAAAAUCAUUCCUUGGACCAAACAAAACAAAAUACUCCUGCAAGUUCACAUCAGAUAUGCUUGAAAACUGCUCUGGCCUGGAAAAUUCCACUUUUGGAUUUCCAGAAGGAAAACCAUGUUUAAUUAUAAAAAUGAACAGAAUUAUCAAUUUUCUCCCUGGCAAUGGUACUGCACCAAGGGUGAGCUGUACAGCUCAACAUGAUGAUUUCAGCCCACUUGAACUACAAUAUUACCCAGUCAACGGCACCUUUAACCUUCACUAUUUCCCUUACUAUGGAAAGAAAGCACAGCCCACCUACAGUAAUCCUUUGGUAGCAGUGAAAUUUCUCAACAUUACAAGGAAUGCAGAAGUUACCGUUGUGUGCAGAGUCAUUGGAACUGGAAUUACCUCAGAUAACCCUCAUGAUCCGUAUGAAGGAAAAGUGGAGUUCAAAAUGAGAAUACAAGAUUAG
Molecule: messenger RNA, 1134 nt
Organism: Dermochelys coriacea (leatherback sea turtle)
Lineage: Eukaryota; Metazoa; Chordata; Testudines; Dermochelyidae
Gene: ATP4B
Product: ATPase H+/K+ transporting subunit beta
Exons: 7
Coding region: 268-1134 (288 amino acids)
Biological process (GO): intracellular sodium ion homeostasis; potassium ion import across plasma membrane; sodium ion export across plasma membrane
Cellular component (GO): sodium:potassium-exchanging ATPase complex
Molecular function (GO): ATPase activator activity
Source: RefSeq, a predicted model, not a curated record